AUGGAACGUCGAAGGGAUCCGUACGAUGGCAAGACACAGACACUUCAGGAGAUGGUGAAGAAGUACCAAGGUACCUACAGUAAAUCUGAAGUGGAAUCCUACUUCGAAUUUGAAUGCACGGCGGUCACGGCGGUUGCAUCAGUUCCUGCAUCUGCUCCAGCCCCCAAGGCUGCCAGCAAUGAGAUUGAGGGCUUACGUCACUGGCUUAAAGAGAAAGGCCGAGAAAGUCAGUUUGACCAAGUAAGUAGCUGGUGUGAGGAGAACGGAGCCGUUUUACUGGAAGAGGUCCAAGAGAACUGGGACGACAUCCUGCAAGAACUAAAAGAUCUUCCGGCAAAGGCAGCAGAGAUGCCCAGCAUUGCCGGGCUCGAAGAAUGGUUGGAGGAGAUGGGCCUCGAGCAACAUCUGGAAGAUGUCUUGGAAUGGUGUCAAGAAAACCAGGUGAAGCUUUUGAAGCACAUUAAGGUGAAAUGGGAAGACAUUCUUCAAGACCUGAAAUUAAAAAUUGCUAAGGCUGAACUGCCUGGCACGAAGGUCUCCGUUGAAGUGUUAGUUGGGAAAUGGCAAGGGAGCUACAUGGCCCAUGUUUUGAACGUCACAGAUGCUGGGAUUCGCAUUAAACACCUGGAGGAUGAUUUCGAGGAAACGCUGCCCUUGGAUGCCCUGGGUGGUGGUAAAUAUUUGUUGAAACCCGUGGACUCGGAUGAGGAGGAGGAAACUAGCCAGGUCAAAGAUUUGCUUUGGAAAGGAUGCCUCUCUGUGGAGAUUGGCUCCGGAGCGGGUCUGGAACUGCGCUGGGUAAAGCUUGGCUAUGCUGUGGACCAGGUCAGCCCGAAACCAGGGCAGAAGGACUUGAGUCCUGGCGAUGUAAUUCUAUGGAUCAACGGGAUGUUCCUCAUUGGCUUCGAUGAGGAUACCGUCACAGAUCGUUUCGCUGAAGCCUUCGCCAAGGGGGCACCUUUGGUGGUUGGAAAGCUGAGCACUUUGAUGAAGCACGAGCUGCAGGAUGUGGAAGAAGCAGUGAAGUCAGGCGUCAUCUCUCAGAUGUUGGUCUUUCGUCGCGCUUUCGAAUCCGCAGCGAUUCGAAGCUUUGACGACUUCCUCCACAAUGUCAGCACUACACGCCUGGCGGCACCGUUCUACAUCGUGGCGGCCGGCCCGAAAGCGCCUCAGGGCGUGGCCGUGGCGCGCAACCUCUUGGCCUCAGACGGCACGGACUGGCUGCCGAAGGAUGACUUCUAUCUUUGCCAGUGCAACACUGACAGGUGGCUGCCGGACGACGUGGAGGACCCCCGGCGCACGGCGGCCGAGACGCUGCUGCGGCGCUUGGGGAAGGAGGAGCCACCCACCAUGACGGGUCUCUUUGCUGUGGUCUCGGCCUAUCCUGUCCACAAUCCGCACACGGCGUACACCGCGGUGAUGUCUGCAGCAACAGGAGAAUUUCAUGCGUAUGUCCGCGAAGCGAGCUGCCCCGUGGACCCUUAUGCGAGUGUGGUGCUUGACAGGCGAUAUUGCCUCAAAAACCCGCAGAACGCUGUGAGCAGUGUGUAG
Messenger RNA from Cladocopium goreaui, 1551 nucleotides. Lineage: Eukaryota; Dinophyceae; Suessiales; Symbiodiniaceae. The record is from the annotation of a GenBank genome assembly.